AUGUGUAUUGCGGAAACUAUUGCAUCAAAGAAAAUCCGUUGUUUCCCAAGGCCGUCCUAUAGGUUGCAAGCUACUGUAAGGUUCUUAGAAUCUCUAAGUCCAGGGUCAGUCCCUAAGCGAGAACAAGGGACUGAAUCUCCAGAGCAUCGCUCCAGCCACAAGAGCCUAAAGAAGAAAGCCUUCCAGGACCACCCAGGACAGGGACAUCUGUGUCCUUCACGUUCCCCCAGCACUGACUAUGAGGAAGGUUGGAGGCCUAGUUCCAGAGGGCACACACAAAAUAUUUCCAGGACUUCCCUGGUGGUCCAGUGA
Rangifer tarandus platyrhynchus (Svalbard reindeer) is the source of this 312-nucleotide messenger RNA. The record is from the annotation of a GenBank genome assembly. NCBI's taxonomy places the organism in Eukaryota, Metazoa, Chordata, Mammalia, Artiodactyla, Cervidae.